AUGGCGGCAACAACAGCAGCACCACCAGCAACAAUCACCAUCGCCGACGCGAACCCGAACCCAAACAACAACCUCUACGACGUCAAAUUCAACGGCAACCACCUCAUCAAAACCACCGUCACCUCCGACCCUUCCUUGGUCACCUCCUGGCUCGCCGCCCUCCCCGCCGCCACCUCCGCUGCCGCACCUCUCAUCAUUGGACUCGACAUCGAAUGGCGCCCCAACUUCGGCCGCGGCUACGACAACCCCGUCUCCACCAUCCAACUCUGCACCACCACAACAACCACCGUACACGGCGGCGCUGGAAACCAAUCCCACUCCUACACGUGUCUGAUCUUCCAAAUUCUUCACUGCCCAAAACCAAUCCCAAAACCCCUCUACGAUUUCCUCGCAAACGAGAAAAAUCUCUUUGCCGGGGUCGGGAUUCGAUCCGAUGUUGAGCAACUUCUGAUAGACUACGAUCUAGUCGUGAAGAACACCGUCGAUCUGGGUCAUCUAGCGGUGGAGAAGGUGCCAGGUGUCAGAAAAGGAAUGGGGUUGAAAGAACUUGCGAAGAUUUUAAUGGAGGUUGAUGUUCAGAAACCAAAAAGGGUGACUCUGAGUAGGUGGGAUACUGAAUGGUUGAGUUAUCCUCAGAUUCAAUAUGCUUGUAUUGAUGCUUUCUUGUCUUUUGAAAUUGCUAGGAAAUUGUUGGCUCUUCCUCAACACCAACACUAA
Chenopodium quinoa (quinoa) is the source of this 717-nucleotide messenger RNA. Its product is annotated as Werner Syndrome-like exonuclease. Gene Ontology annotation, biological process: nucleobase-containing compound metabolic process. Gene Ontology annotation, molecular function: nucleic acid binding; 3'-5' exonuclease activity. Bases 1 to 717 code for a protein of 238 amino acids. NCBI's taxonomy places the organism in Eukaryota, Viridiplantae, Streptophyta, Magnoliopsida, Caryophyllales, Amaranthaceae. The transcript has a single exon. Gene Ontology annotation, cellular component: cytoplasm; nucleus. The record is from RefSeq and is a predicted model, not a curated record.